Cavia porcellus (domestic guinea pig) is the source of this 1601-nucleotide messenger RNA. RefSeq names its product serine/threonine/tyrosine interacting like 1 (gene Styxl1). Gene Ontology annotation, molecular function: pseudophosphatase activity; protein tyrosine/serine/threonine phosphatase activity; protein phosphatase binding. Gene Ontology annotation, biological process: positive regulation of intrinsic apoptotic signaling pathway; protein dephosphorylation; negative regulation of cytoplasmic stress granule assembly. Gene Ontology annotation, cellular component: mitochondrion. Bases 620 to 1489 code for a protein of 289 amino acids. The transcript has 11 exons. NCBI's taxonomy places the organism in Eukaryota, Metazoa, Chordata, Mammalia, Rodentia, Caviidae. The record is from RefSeq and is a predicted model, not a curated record.
CACUUCCCGGCUGCGGGGCAGAAGGAGAGGAAACACUCUUGGCAACCUCUGUGUUUGGUUUGGUGUUUUCGCACUUCAGGGUCUCCUGGUGGGGGAGUUGUGGUCACGGUGGGAGGUAGUGUCUCUGUCCGAGAGGUGGAAGAAGACUGGCUGGUGGGAGGUAGUGUCCGUGUCCGAGAAGUGGAAGAGGACUGGCUGUAGGCUGGAAGCACCUACAGCCAUUGUGGGGCUUCGUAAAGAGGAAGGCCUGACAGCAAGCUCAGCCUGAUCGCGUAACAGGACAACCAGGAGGUGGUGGUCUGGCCACACCAGAGCUGCCAGCAAGGAGCUCCUUCGAGCUGAGAGCUGCCAGUGAGGGCAGAUCUGGGUCUGAAGAGAGAACAGAGCGAGUUAGGGCCAAGGACCUAUGCUGGGAAGGCGGAGCCUGACCCCGAUGGAGGAACAGCUGUGGAAACAGAGGAUGGUUUCUUUGGUCUUUUGUGAACCAACAGAGCUUUACAACAUCUUGAACCAGGUCACAAAACUGUCCAGAUUAACUGAACCCAACUAUCUCUGUUUAUUUGAAUUGUCCAGGCUGAGCUCAAACUUGUGAUUGCGUUGCCUCAGCCUCUCAGAGUGCAUGUGUGGAAUUACAGAUGUCCGCUCCAAGCGGGAGUACGAUGAGAGCCACGUGAUCACCGCCCUGCGCGUGAAGAAGAACGGUGAAUACCUCAUCCCAGAGUCUGUGGAUCUGGAGUGUGUGAAGUACUGUGUAGUCUAUGAUAGCAACACUAGCUCCAUGGAGAUGUUUAUAAAAGAUGCCAUGGCUGAUGAGGAAGAGGACGACGAGGACAACCCUAAUAAGCGUGGCCAAGAUCUGGUGCAGGGAGCGGCUGUGGACUACGGCAGAAUCCUUUCCCAGUUCACUCACCACCCGGUGUACAUCCUGAGAGGGGGCUACGAGCGCUUCUCAGGCCUGUACCACUUCUUCCGGACCCAGAAGAUCAUCUGGAUGCCCCAGGAACUGGAUGCGUUCCAGCCAUACCCUAUUGAAAUAUUACCAGGGAGGAUCUACCUGGGUGAUUUCAGCCAAGCCUGCGACCCUAAAGUCCAGAAAGAUUUGAGAAUCAAUGCACAUAUCAAUGUCUCCAUGGAGACCGGGCUUUUCUUCUUGGAUGACCCUGACAGGCUUCUGCACAUCAAGAUAGAAGAUUCCUCAGAAUCCAAGAUUUUGCCCUUUUUACGCCACAUCUGUCACUUCAUCGAAAUUCACCUCUACCUGGGCUCUGUCAUUUUGAUCUUUUCUACACGGGGCAUCAGUCGUAGCUGUGCAGCCACAAUGGCCUUCCUCAUGCACAGGAAUCAGGAGACCCUGAAGAAGGCUUGGGCCUAUGUCAAGAAAUGCAAAAACAACAUGCGUCCAAAUUGGGGCUUGGUGACUCAGCUGUUGGAAUGGGAGAAGAUUGUCCUUGGAGACAUCAUCACAGACAUCUCGGAUCCACUCUACUAACCUCUGCAGCCCCACAGUGGCACUGAAGAGCCUUUCCUGGGGUGUCUGGAGGGUAGUGGGCCAGAGUGUAUACCCAGAUUGAUCUGGAAGAAGAAGGCCUUGGGUGCCACGA